AUGAAUAAUGACCCGUUGCAGCAGCUGCUUGACAGCGUCGAAACCGACUUUCCAACGCAGGAUGUCAUCCUGCUACCUCCUACCACCGCAACUGUUGUGUCCAGCUCCGAUAGCGCUGCAGAAAUCAGCCACAGCAAGCUAGAGGCUGCGAUGACUCGAAGACGCCCCGCACCGCGAGGCACGGCGGCAUAUCCCCAAAAGCUAAUUCGCGAGAAACCGCUAGAAGUGAGCCUACCUUCAACCGCGCCGUCAGUUGAGCAACAACGGUCCAGUCUAGGCUACGGAUCUCCUCCAACUCCCGAUCUACAGUUUGGAGCUGACCUCAGCACUGUCACUAUUGAGACUGUGCUUUCUUGGGAUGUCUUUCAGGGUCGUUUUGAUGCUCAAUUGGACAUCAGAUCGGUCCUGAAGAAUUAUGAAAUGCCUCCGUCUCCGAUGACCUCGCCAGUUGGAGAGGCUAUUCCUUUGAUUAACAGCAUGGAGCUGGGGUCUUGCAAUAGGCUGCUCAAUAGCUUUCUGGGCCGCGUUCACAUUGCCAAUCCCAUCCUAGAUGUCGACUUGGUUCGUGGAUAUGUCCACCAUGCCUGUCUCAAUGGGAUUAACUGGGAUGCCCAGUCAUGUCUGGUGCUCCUUAUUUGCGCGCUAGGAUCUAUCGCAGAAGCUUUUCACGAUAUACACCCGCACACAUCGCUCAUGGCUCGGAACUCUCCCAGCUUCGCUUUAGCCAGGGCCUUUUUCGAAGCAUCACAGAAGCGGAUCGGGUUGCUGAUGCGUGGUAACGGCGUUCUCGAGGCGCAAUGCUUCUUCUAUUCGGGCGUCUAUCUGAUGACCAUUCAGCAGCCCAUGGACGCAUGGAGGCAUUUCGUUCAAGCAGCCGCUGUCUCGCAGGGAUUCGAUUUCUUGAGGAGAUCCGAAAGAUCGUUCGCUGGCGAAUUGUUACUUAGCGAGGAUAUGCAGCGCGAUCGAGCUUCGCAGGAAAGUAUCUACUGGACGUGCUUCAAGUCUGAGCUCGAGGUACGCAUGGAAUUGUCUUUGCCAGGGUUCGGGCUGCAAGAUCUGUCAUAUCCCAGUUCCUUCCCCAGUCCACCAUUAAACUACCUAGGAGAUGAAUCUGCGCGAGCCUGGUAUUACUAUCUCGCAGAAAUUGCGUUGCGUCGACUAGCCAAUCGCAUACUGUAUAACCUCUUCCGUCAUCAGGACAAUGGCCGGUUCCCGCGAAUCAACGAGAUGGUGGAAAUGACUGCUGCAUUUGAAGCAGAGGCUGUUGACUGGAUGGCAUCCCUCCCCCCAAUCUUCUCCCUCCAGACAUCCGAAGAACAAGACGACGUGCUCAAAUUCGUUCUCCGCGGCCAUCUUCUCGACUGCUACGAAUGGAUGUAUUUCCCCUUCAUGACCGAAACCAUCAACUACGGCCGCCGAGAGCCCAUCCUCGACGAAUACACUCGCAAGGGACUGGAAAUGUGCGCCGAACGCAUCCGCAAAAACGAGCCGGGCUUUCAGCACCGACACCACGGUGCGUGGCUUAUGUUGCGUACUUGCACGCGCAGCGCACUUAUCUUGUUGGCUGCUUGUCAUAGUCAGAUGGUACAGGAUUUGAUGCCGCAGGGAUGGAAGGAGGCGGUUUUGAGUGCGAUGAAUAUGUUGCGGUUUUGGGAAGACGAGGUUGGUGAUGCGCGGGAUCGGUUGCAGAUUUUGACUGUUUUGAUGGCCGAGCUGGGCUGGUAG
Talaromyces atroroseus is the source of this 1725-nucleotide messenger RNA. RefSeq lists its product as hypothetical. The coding region runs from base 1 to 1725 and encodes 574 amino acids. Lineage: Eukaryota; Fungi; Ascomycota; Eurotiomycetes; Eurotiales; Trichocomaceae. The transcript is spliced from 5 exons. The record is from RefSeq and is a predicted model, not a curated record.